Messenger RNA from Nanorana parkeri, 993 nucleotides. It is a transcript of the gene SLC39A2, whose product is annotated as solute carrier family 39 member 2. NCBI's taxonomy places the organism in Eukaryota, Metazoa, Chordata, Amphibia, Anura, Dicroglossidae. Gene Ontology annotation, cellular component: plasma membrane. Gene Ontology annotation, molecular function: zinc ion transmembrane transporter activity. The transcript is spliced from 3 exons. The coding region runs from base 73 to 993 and encodes 306 amino acids. Gene Ontology annotation, biological process: zinc ion transmembrane transport. The record is from RefSeq and is a predicted model, not a curated record.
CUGAGGAAAUUUCAUUGUUAGAACUGAAAGGAAGGACAAGUGCCAUUUGUGAAGAAGACACCUGGUACCAUCAUGGAGCCCCUUCUGGCAGUAAAAGUUGGAUGUUUGGUGGCUCUUCUGUUCCUGACGUUGAUUUGUGGGAUGGCUCCCGCCUUUAUCAGCUGGUUCCUGAAAAAAAGUGUCACAGGCAUCUAUGAACUUAUAAUUUGCUUGAUCAGCUCAUUUGCAGCUGGCAUCUUCCUGGGUGCGUGUUUGCUUCACGUAGUGGCAGGCUUCCUCUCAGAUGCUGCCGUGGAACUUGCAUAUAUUAAUUACCCUAUGGGAGAGCUGAUCCUGUCAUUUGGCUUUUUCCUUGUCCUUCUCAUAGAACGCAUUGUACUGCAAAUAUCUCAGAGAUCAGAGAGCACUGUUCAAGAGAACAUCCCAAUGCCCUCUACUCCACAAAGUCCUGAUGAUAACUAUCAGGAGAAAAAUGACCCUCAAAGUGAGAAAUCUCUGCCACCUGAAGAUCCACAUAACCAUGUCCAUCCUCAUGUAUAUUCUAAUUCCUCCUUCCGCUCCCUUAUUCUCUUUUGCUCCCUCUCCGUCCACUCAGUUUUUGAGGGUUUAGCAAUUGGUCUUCAGUCCAACUAUUCCAGUGCUCUUGAGAUUGCAAUUGCUGUACUAAUCCACAAGGGUAUCAUUGUCUUCAGUCUGUCUCUAAAGUUAAUCCAGAGCAUGACUAGACCAGCUUGGCUAAUCACUUACAUAGUGAUAUUCUCUCUUAUGUCUCCUAUUGGGAUUACUAUUGGAAUUAUUGUUACACUAAAAAAGACCACCAUAGUGACUCUGGUGCAGACCAUCUUAGCGGGUAUUUCCUCUGGCACAUUUAUAUAUGUCACUUUCUUGGAAAUUCUGCCACAAGAACUAAAUUCAGGAGACAGACCUCUUUUAAAAGUCCUCUUUAUUAUUAUUGGGUUUACAGUAAUGGCAGUCAUAGCUAUCUGGGCCUGA